AUGCAGGCGUCACUUCCGUCCUGGAAGGACGCUGCGGUGUACAAGAAACAGAUGCAGAUGCCAUGGCGGUCCAUACAACUUUUGGUGCCUCACAGGUUACGGCGCAAGCUACGGUCAAAGCUACGGAAUCGACAAUCACCUGCUUCAUCCAUCUCAGCCCUCCAAACCUCGUUCUCGCCGUCUGACACGCUACGCUCUCUGCAAAAUCACAAAUGGACGCUCUAUGACGGACAAUGGCUGUUUCUUGCAGUCAUCGGGAUUUUCUCGUUGAGCAUUAUCGAGUCGCCCGGCCCUCUGGUCAAAAUGACUGUUGCUACACUCCUCCUCGCCUCCCUGAUAUUCCCUAUUACGAGACAAUUCUUCCGCCCGUUUAUGCCUAUAGCUGCAUACUUGAUCUGGUUCUACUCCUGCCGGUUCAUACCCGCCGAAUGGAGGCCUCCUAUUUGGGUCAAAGUCCUCCCUGCCCUCGAGAACAUCCUCUACGGCGCCAACCUGAGCAACAUUCUUUCCGCGCACAAGAACACGGCUUUGGAUCUACUAGCCUGGUUUCCGUACGGCCUUGGCCACUUUGGCGCUCCCUUUGUGUGCUCGGCAAUCAUGUUCAUCUGGGGACCACCGACAACGGUCACGGUGUUUGGAUUCUCUUUCGGCUAUAUGAAUCUCAUAGGGGUCAUCACUCAAGUCCUGCUUCCUUGUGCCGCGCCAUGGUAUGAGAACAUGUAUGGGCUGGCUCCUGCCAACUAUUCAAUGAAGGGCUCGCCAGCCGGCCUGGCGCGUAUCGAUGCUUGGCUUGGCUUUGACAUGUAUACAUCAGGCUUCACAGCAUCUCCCAUGGUAUUUGGGGCGUUUCCGUCCCUCCACGCGGCUACCUCGACUCUGGAAGCACUGUUCAUGAGCCACGUCUUCCCGAAACUCACCCCCCUAUUCGCAAUCUACGCCAUGUGGCUAUGGUGGGCAACCAUGUACCUAUCACAUCACUAUGCCGUCGAUCUGGUUGCUGGUAGCAUGCUGGCGGGCGUCAUCUUCUACUUCGCCAAGGCUCGAUUCCUUCCGCGUCUCCAGCCGGACAAGCGAUAUCGAUGGGACUACGACUACAUCGAGGUCGGUGAAUCUCACAAUGACUACGGUUACAAUCUGGCCGGCCUGGCCGAUACUCGGCCGGACAGCGAUGAAUGGACGAUCGGCUCCUCGUCUUCAAUCUCCUCGGGUUCACUGAGUCCAAUCGAGGAGAGUCAGAAUAUCUGGACUGGAGCGUAUUCAAACCACGAAAGAUGA
Messenger RNA from Capronia epimyces CBS 606.96, 1275 nucleotides. RefSeq lists its product as uncharacterized. The record is from RefSeq and is a predicted model, not a curated record. The transcript is spliced from 2 exons. Lineage: Eukaryota; Fungi; Ascomycota; Eurotiomycetes; Chaetothyriales; Herpotrichiellaceae. Gene Ontology annotation, biological process: sphingolipid biosynthetic process; inositol phosphoceramide metabolic process. Gene Ontology annotation, molecular function: inositol phosphoceramide synthase activity. Gene Ontology annotation, cellular component: inositol phosphoceramide synthase complex. The coding region runs from base 1 to 1275 and encodes 424 amino acids.